Messenger RNA from Hemibagrus wyckioides, 1699 nucleotides. RefSeq lists its product as uncharacterized. The coding region runs from base 165 to 1262 and encodes 365 amino acids. The record is from RefSeq and is a predicted model, not a curated record. Lineage: Eukaryota; Metazoa; Chordata; Actinopteri; Siluriformes; Bagridae. The transcript has 6 exons. Gene Ontology annotation, biological process: response to bacterium.
UGACACAAAAGUUCUGUGAAAAGUAACACCACUUCUACCUGAAUAGGUUUUGUAGUUUUUUUCCACCACAGACGUCUGGUGUUCAAAAUGUGUUCCAAAAAUAGAAACAUGCAAAUAGAAAGGAAAUAGAAAGAGGACUGGUGACUUGUAGCUCAGCCAAUCAGAUGAAAUUCUCUAGUAUAAAACAUGUGCUUUCCUCAUUUGACUAUUUUUUCAACCUGUGUAUCAUUUCACCUCUGAGGAUGACUUCAAUCUGGACAAUUAUUUUAUUUCUCAACACAAUAUCUCCAGCUAAAGCUAUGGAUUUUUCCAGACCAUCGUUUCUCUCAUUGAAAUCCAGAGAACCUGUUACUCUUAAAUGCCCAUUUGGAGACAAUCCUAAGACUGAACAUGUGGUUUGGUUCAAGCAAAUAUUUGGAGAAAUGCCUCAAAAAGUGGGAGUAAGGUCAAUCUAUAAUGAUUUCAAAAUGUUUCCCAAUUUUGAGAAGUCAGGAUUUCAACUGGAGGAGACUGAUAACAGCAUUUCUCUGACAAUUCCACAUAUUAAAAAAGAAGACAGAGGAUUUUACUUCUGUGGAAAAUUUAGCUGGGAGAAUUUUAUAUUAUCAAGUGGAACGUUCUUGGCUGUAGAAGAAGACAGAGAUGUAACUUUCACGGUGUCACAGCGCAGCGUGUCGGACUCGGUUCCUGCAGGAGCCUCAGUGACUCUGCAGUGCUCGGUUCUCUCUGAGAGCAGAGCAGCAGAACUCCAAGUGCUCUGGUUCAGAGCUGCUCCACCACAAUCCCAUCCUCAAAUCAUUUACACUCAUCACAACAGCAGCCAUCAGUGUGAGAGCGGCUCUUCUACACACACCUGUGUGUACAACUUCACCAAGAACAUCCUCAGCCUCAAUGAUACUGGAACUUACUACUGCGCUGUGGUCCUGUGUGGGAAGAUCAUAUUUGGAAAUGGGACACGAAUACAGCUGGAGAACUCUGGGAGAUCGUUAGGUCCUGAAGUCAUCUACGUCACUGUGGUGGCCGUGUGUGUGGUUGUGAUCUUUACUCAAGCUUUUAUAAUCUAUAAAUUGAGAAACUGUGACAAAUCCAGAGUGAAACCUCAACAAGAUUCUGUGGUAGAAAAACCCAGCAAUCUGGGUGCUGAUACAGAGGAGCUGACUUACACUUCUUUACAUUUCAGUAAGAAGAAUACCAAAAGAGUGACCAAAAAGAGAGAAAAACCUCAAGAGUGUGUUUAUUCUGAAGUCUCGACUGCCCCCUAGAUUAUAUUUCUAAUAUAAUUUAUUCAUUAGAUUCAUUUUUCAGAAGCAAAGUUUGUGUGUUUUAAUCUGUAUGACUAUUUUUGUGUAAUUCUAUGUGUAAAAUUCAGCACAGCCAUCAAACAUUCUCUUUGUGUGGUGUCUAUGUGUCAAAACACCAACACACUUGUACUCACAGCACACUUUUUAUGCACAUUAAAUCAUUUUCAAGGUCACAUAGUAAGGCAUUAAUAUUAAAAUUAGCGUAAUGCGUAUUCAGAACUAAGUCUAGCUUAACAGAUUUUCAGACAGUUGUGUAAAACAGUGAGUAACUUUACACUUACAAAGUGAACUAUGUGGUAGAUGGACUGAUAAACUGACCUGAUGGUAAUGAGUGAGUAGAAUGAGAGUAAACAAGAGGUGUAGGGACAAAAGUUUCAUUUCCUGAUCUUGUGGCUAAC